Neospora caninum is the source of this 3177-nucleotide messenger RNA. RefSeq lists its product as hypothetical. NCBI's taxonomy places the organism in Eukaryota, Apicomplexa, Conoidasida, Eucoccidiorida, Sarcocystidae. Gene Ontology annotation, biological process: signal transduction. The coding region runs from base 1 to 3177 and encodes 1058 amino acids. Gene Ontology annotation, molecular function: 3',5'-cyclic-nucleotide phosphodiesterase activity. The transcript is spliced from 17 exons. The record is from RefSeq and is a predicted model, not a curated record.
AUGAAGCCCUGCCGUGCACAUCGUUGUUCUUCAGAGAGUACUGCACGGGGGGUGCCCAGCCCGAUCAGUGUGACUGAACCGCCUUUAGAGUGUUUUUCUGCUGACUUUGGCCCACUCCCCCGCUUUGAUAGAGGGCAGGAAUCCUUUGCAGCCCGGCGCUGCGGAAGCAGGCUUCGCCGUUUCUGGCUGAGGUCGUCUUCGCGUAUCAGGCAAUUCCUGAGGACUGCAGCACACGAUUUGGUUGGUGGAGAAACGGAUUUCGCGGAGAUCUACAAAAAGUCAUUCUCGAUUGCAGAAUGUGAUCGCCAAUAUGCCAAAUGGAGCUCUGCGGUAAUUAAGGACCACUGUCGGUUGAAGAGUUUUGGCUUCGGCGUCGAUGUGACUUCCCCGAUAAGGUUUUUUCAUCUGCGGUUCGAAGACCCCCAGGCGGAGAAGGAAUACGCUCUGGUUUGCAAUCACCUAUGUAUAGUUCGGUUCGUUUUCCAGUUGCUGAUCCACCACGCAGUUAUCAUGCCCAUUCUCCAUGGGGUGUUCUCAUUCACGGGCACUCACCAAGAUUUCCGCGCCUACUUCCCGCCACUGGAAACUUUCUUUUAUGUGUACUUCGCCCUCAGUGUAGGCUUAGGGUUGUCUUUGGCUUUUCUGCUCGUAUUCGCGGGCAUUUUGGGUCCCUUUGGUAGUUGGGUGAGGCGGCGAGCCCUGACAAUCUCGUACGUCUAUACUUUCGUGAUGGUAACAGGGUAUUGUAUGCCCUUUGCCAGUCUGGGACGGUCGUUCCCAACUCCGAGGAAGGCGGUUAGGUUAGCCACUGAAGAACAUCCGGCUGAGGGGCAAGCCACAGAACCGCUUAAUGUCCAUCUGGUAAACGCUCUUCUGGGAACGGAACGCAUCUUCGUGGACACCACCUUGUUCUCUGUCUACCUCUUCUUCUCGUCGAUUCUAUGGCUGGAUCUUUUGGCCCCUUCGCUCGUCCGGCUUACUGCCUUCCUCCACAUCUGGAUCCCCUCUGCGUUUGCAUCCCUCUUCGUCAUCGCGUAUUUAUACUCCCACUAUAUCAACUCAUCCACCUUGGUCACUGCCAUAUGCCUCUUGUAUUCUCUAUCCCUAUGGAGCUACGCCGGACGUUAUGCAACAGAGCUGCAACAUCGAUUAGUUUUCUUGAACUGGAGGAAUUCGCGGGAGCGGCUUUGGAAGCUCAUCGAAGAGUCGCCGCAGCCUCCAAACAAUUUAACUGCAGUAGACGGAAUGAUGGCUGAUUUGCAUCAGAUGGAUCGAAUGAUCAAGCAGUUGAUGAUGCGGGGGGGAGUAGAGGGAGCCGAAGGUCAGCUCGAGAAAAUGGGGAUCCUUGUGAACGAGCUCGAAGAUACUUUACGGAGAAACAACGACAUUUAUUCCGUAGAGCUCCAAGGGGGAGACCCUUUCAGCCGUAACUUCAUGGAACUACACAUGAGACUGGCUCCCAUACGGCUACAACGCGGAAACCGUGGAGGCUCCAGUGAUCGAGAACGUAUGACUUCCGCCGACCAAAAACCCGAGUUCUUGAGCAACUCAGGUGGGCUACAGCGCAAGGGGCUACGAAGCAAUCUUUCGGGGUCCCCCGAUGGAUGUGAAACUAAUUCAGAGAUGUCCCGAAUUGAUCGAAUUCUCCAUACAGUAGUUGCAGAGGAGACCGGCCACGCUUUGCCGUUAACUGGAUUUGUACUCUUAAGCGGAGUGGUCUCGGAAUGGGGAUGUCAGCCCAGCAGGCUGACAAACUUCUUGAUGUCAUGCGAAUCUCAGCAUCAGGAGAACCCAUAUCACAACCAGCGUCAUGCAGCGAUGGUGGUUGCCCAUGCAACAGCAUGGUUGGCGAACACAGUGGGAGCUCUUGAAAGCGAGACGGACCUCUCGUGUGGUGCUGUGGUACGUGCAGGUGCGACAGCGUGGAAAAAGCAACGCUUUAUGUCGCCGCCCUUUGUCAUGAUCUGGGGCACCCCGGGAGAACAAAUCAAUUUUUCGUGUCGUCACAUGAUCCGCUGGCUAUUGUUUACAAUGACAUCUCGUGUCUGGAAAACCUACACUGCUGCCUGUGCUUCCGCACCCUUCAACGAAGAAAACAAUGUUUUCUACUAUCUGGAUAACGAACACUUUCGAUUCGUUCGCUCAAAGCUCAUUGAAACGAUUUUGGCGACCGACAUGAAGCAGCACUUCGAGACGAUAAGCCGAUUGCGGCUUCGUACAUCAGCAGACGAUUUCGACGUGGUGAAUCGCGUUGAUGAUCGGUGGGCAAUGUUGAAGAUGUCUGUGAAAAUGGCAGAUAUCAGUCAUGUAGCUCUUCCUUGGGACAUGCAUUUCCGCUUGUCGUGCGACAUCGUGGAGGAGUUCUACCAGCAAGGAGAUGAGGAGCUACGGAGAGGGAUGCCGCUGUCGCAGCUGUGCGAUCGCUUAAAGCAUAAUGAGAUGCCGAAAGCUCAAGAAGGGUUCAUCGAGUACUUAGCCAAGCCAUUGGUCAGCGUGCUCAUAGAGGGAGACUCCUCUGGCAUAAUAAAGACUAAGGUCAGCGAGCAGAUGGAGCGAAAUCUUCUGCGCUGGAAGCAAAUGGAUGCGGACCAGGUUGCUAUGCCGCUAGGAUCUAUGUGCCCUCGCACUCAAGCGCGAACGUUUACCACUGCAGCUGUUCGGAGACUUGCCGGCAUCGAGAGUGUUCAAGCUGGCCCAAAUCUACCGCACAGCGUUACCAAAAGGCCGGAACCAACGGGAAGGCAAGGCGGAAAGAAUAUUUUUGAAGUUGAAAGAGGAGUUCCUCAUACUAUACGGAGUUCGAUCUGUGCCACAGAGAACAGAGAUCCGCAUCGAAGCCGCCUCCCAUGGGGAUCCGACUUUUUAGUAGAGGGCCUGACAUCGGGAAAGAAGUGGACGAGUGCUGCUGCUGAACGGGCGGCUGCGCCACUCGGUGCUCCGGCGGAGGUCGUCGCUGAAGAGCCCCACCAUUCUCAAAGUGACAGAACCCGCAACCCAGAUACAUUGAAUUGGGGAUCGUUGCCACUGGGCGCAACACACAAGGAAGCUGGACCCAUUCUGUUCACUCAAGAUGCCGAAACGAGCGAAACAAUGUCGCGCGAGGCGUGUCGCAGGAUGCUAUGGCGAAUUAAUUCUUCAUCCGAAUCUUCCCAUGGAUCCGACGGCAACACUCCGUGA